Messenger RNA from Plectropomus leopardus (leopard coralgrouper), 1972 nucleotides. It is a transcript of the gene cdkn1d, whose product is annotated as cyclin-dependent kinase inhibitor 1D. Gene Ontology annotation, cellular component: nucleus. Gene Ontology annotation, molecular function: cyclin-dependent protein serine/threonine kinase inhibitor activity. NCBI's taxonomy places the organism in Eukaryota, Metazoa, Chordata, Actinopteri, Perciformes, Serranidae. The record is from RefSeq and is a predicted model, not a curated record. Gene Ontology annotation, biological process: signal transduction by p53 class mediator; regulation of mitotic cell cycle.
AGGGCUGCGUGCCAAAACAAAACGUGAUGCAAGCACAACACGAGAAUGUGUGUCACAUUUGAGCGAGAAGGGGAAAUGGCCGCCAUUGCCAAGAUAUUUGACCUACUUCUGGUUGCGCCGAGGAGAAGUGGAGCACAAGGGCGCAACAGAGUGCAACGGAGUGCAGGAGCGACAGGUCUACAGCAGGAGCAAACAGACUGACUUUGGAGACUUUUGCAUCAUGAUAACAGGGGACAUGGCCAUGGCCCUUCCAUCAACAUCAACAGCAGGACCAGCUGCAGCCGCUAACCCAGAGCUCUCACGCCUGGGGGGCAUCGAGGCCUUGAAAUUGAAGGUGGGGCCGGUGCGGAGGAAUCUCUUUGGGCCCGUAGACCACCAGCAGCUUCAGAAGGACUUCCAGCGGCUGCUCUGUAUGAACGUGGAGGUGGCCAACAAGCGUUGGAACUUCGAUUUCCACAAUGAAAUGCCAGGAGAGGGCUCAAACAUCGAGUGGGAGGAGCUCAAGUACCAGGAUGUGCCGGCGUUCUACCGCAGCUGCACGGUUAGGCCAGUGCCACGUCCAGUGACCAAGAGGCGGACGUCGUCCUCGUCGGGCGAGAGUUCCCCGGGGUCCAGCAGCUCAUCUGGUUCUGGAGAUGAGUACCUGGAGGUGACCACGAGGGGGUGCUACCGAAUCCAACGGCAAGCAAAACGAAGACAGUCUGCCAUCACAGAUUUCUUCAAGGUGAAGAAGAGGAAGCUUCUGCUUUACAAAGUAUCUUCUCGGCAGUAGAGCAGCACUAGACACAGUGACGACCACUUUGUGGUCGGCGUCCCUCUUCACCUCACACAGAUAUGUGUCAUAUCAUAUGUAUAUAUGUAGCAAAUUGUAAUGGACUGUCAACAAGCUCAUUCAGCAUGGGCUUAAAAACUCCUCUGACACCAUAUACCUUAAACUUUCAGCACAAGGAAGCUACCAUUUUCCUAGUUAAUCAAGCUUAGACUUUAGAAACGGUUUUUGUUGAUAAUUAUGAAUAUUAUAUAUAUUCUACAUACUGUUUUCCUCAGCUUUUGACUAUACUGUGAAGUUAUUUUGAAUGCACUCUUAAAAGAAAACAGGCUCUAGUUUUAAGAGGUUAAUUUUGUUCUAAACAGGCCUUGGAUAGUAUUUGACCUCUGCCUUUUUUCUCCCUCUUGCUAAAAGUCAUAAGAGGUUUUGAUUAGAUGAGUUACUAUUCCUGGCCUUGUACCACACUUAGCCUUUAGUCUCACCACAGGGCUCUGAUAGCACGAGUCAAGCCGGAGGUCAAAACCUCACCCAGGGCUCAAAAUUUGGCAGCGUGACUGUGAUUAGCUCCAGUGCAAAGGUCAACGGUGGAGGUUCAGCAAUGAGGUAAUGCGGCUGUACCUGUCCAACAGUGACUUAAAUUCAAAUGUGACUAUUUAUUUAUUAUUCAUGAUGUCUAAAUCAUCAAAAUGAAAAAAAAAACUUAUAAGUUAAAAAAAAAAAAAAGCAAUGUGUAAAACGAGGUAAAAUAAGGUGUUUGUGGAAACCUGUGCCAUUGCCCCUAAAUUCUGCCGUAGACUAAAAGUCAUUGUGGCUCAUGUUCACUCCACCGUUGCCACUCAAAAAUACGGGCCGUAUAUAUAUAUUAACAACAAAUAUACGAACUGCAAGUUAUAUUCCCUUUUUUUUGCUUUGUAUUAUUUGCAUAAUGGGGCUGUAAAAAUCGAUAUAUUUUUUGGCAACAGACCAGAACAUACCUUAUUUAGUUGUGUGUUUUGUCAGCUUUAUGCUUGUAAUAAUGUAGCAUUUUCCACUCUGUCUUCAUGCGAUGUCUUGUAGGUGUUAAAUACGCCUCUUUUCUCCAUGAAGGGAGUGUAGUGUUUGAUCUCUGUGUUGCAGCUCAGAGAAACCUAAACUUUUGGUAAUUUUUUUUUUUUUUUUACAUGAAGAGUCAGAGCUGCUUCACUUUUUUUUGUCUCCGUGACA